Anopheles cruzii is the source of this 1254-nucleotide messenger RNA. RefSeq lists its product as uncharacterized. The record is from RefSeq and is a predicted model, not a curated record. Lineage: Eukaryota; Metazoa; Arthropoda; Insecta; Diptera; Culicidae. The transcript has 4 exons. The coding region runs from base 194 to 907 and encodes 237 amino acids.
GGAAGUGUGUGCCUCGUUUCGAUGUGUCCGCAGGGCCGACUGAUAAGGCCUGAUGCUCGAUUUCUCCGGACGGCUGUGCAGUGGCCGUCUCGGGAUGCAGUCGCAAUAGUGCUUCCAUCGGUCCGAACUUCCCGCUCUGCGUGGUUUGCGCUUUCAAGUGUCGUCCAAAUCCGGGUCCGGGUUUAGCAAGAGGAUGAUUUCAUUCCCAUUCCUGGCCGCUGCCCGCGAUGCCCGGCAGGCCGAUUCCAAUCUACGGCGACAGCUACGUCGAUCAUCUCACGUUUCGGAAAUGAAAGCAAUUUAUCUGCUGUCGAUUGGAUUGAUUUAUUUCACGUCGGAAGUAGCCAGCAUUCUCGAGGAACCAAACACGACCCUGGUGCCGGUGGAAAAUUACAAAACCAAUCCGUACUGCUUCCGGUUCACGUGGCUGGGGCCCAAGUACAACAAGGACACGCCGUACAAAAACCUCAGCUGCGAGAACGUCCUGAAGAAGGCGAAAGGUAUCCCGUGCUUUCAUCCGUUGGUCAUAACCAACAACACGAACGUUCCGGACACGGAGUAUAUGUGGGAAGAGUACAAGGACAAGCCGUCGCAGAUAGCGUGCCGGUUGGUGCGGGGCGAGAUCUGUGCCCGGUUCUCCUACCGCUACAACGGUGCAAUCGAGAACAUAACCUAUAUGUGCGCGAAGCUAAACGUCGAUAACGAAUCGUCCACCUCGAGCAGCUGCUACAAGGAAGAUCGGCAGGGCCGCGAGAUCGAGGUGUGCGUGUGUGAGUCAGCCGCAGGGCGAACACCCUGUAACCGGAGUUCCGCGUUGCUGGCCGACGGUUCACCCCUGGUGCCGGUGAUGAUGCUGGUGCUGGCCAUGAUUCAGUUGGCACUAAUCAAGUGUAAGGUAGGUAGGUAGUGUAAGGUACUGACGACGGCCAAACGAAACUAAAAGGAGACUGUCGGAGGUAAGCAACUGUUAUGCUGUUGCUCUGUGAUUCACAGAAUGAAACCUAUCGUCAUGGUUUGAAGCAUGAGGUCGAGAAGCAUAAAAAGUAGGACGAUGCAUACCCAUCGUGGGUCUGAGAUCCACUAGUUUUGGAAGCAUGUGGUGGAGUUGAUAAGUUAGUGUAUUAGAGGUUCAUUACGGGCAUCUUCGAUUAAGCACAAAAGAUAGGCUGUCUAGGAUAUAAGGGCACACUGAAACGAAUUUUGUAAUUGAAAUCGCAAUUAAUAAAAAUUGUUUUACGAGGCCGAGAGCACGGA